This is a messenger RNA of Tribolium castaneum (red flour beetle), 1507 nucleotides long. RefSeq names its product Methyl methanesulfonate sensitivity 4 (gene mms4). Lineage: Eukaryota; Metazoa; Arthropoda; Insecta; Coleoptera; Tenebrionidae. Gene Ontology annotation, cellular component: Holliday junction resolvase complex; nucleus. Gene Ontology annotation, biological process: replication fork processing; resolution of meiotic recombination intermediates; mitotic intra-S DNA damage checkpoint signaling. The coding region runs from base 116 to 1465 and encodes 449 amino acids. The record is from RefSeq and is a predicted model, not a curated record. The transcript is spliced from 6 exons. Gene Ontology annotation, molecular function: crossover junction DNA endonuclease activity.
CCUCUAAAAAUUCAAAUCGAAUUGGCGUGACAUAACCUUACCUUUUCUGCGUUUUUUUAAGUGUUAAAAAGUUGGUUCUUGUUUUAUUUGUGCCAGUUAAUUUAAUUUACGUACAAUGUCUGCAAAUGUAUUUGAAAUUUCAAGCGAUUCAUCAGAGGAUACAAUAAUUAUGGAAGUAAAUGAAAAUAAAUAUUUAUCAAACACUGAUGAAUUAAUUGAUGCUGAAAGCCUUGAUGUUGAUUCAGACUUUCCACAAAUUAAAAAAUCUAAAAAAAAUAUUUCCGAUGGCUUUCCAUCACAGUGUGAAAACGACAAAGAAAUAUUACAACUCCUAUCCGAGAAAUACAAAAAAACAUCAGAGGACCAUUUUUUAGAAAACGUUGAGCCCUCAGUUAAAGAACGUAAGAACCAAAAAAAAAUUGAAGAGCGUGAGAGGAAGAAAAGGGAAGCAGAAUGCGAAAAAGCACUAAAAGGCGCGCUAGCAGCUUCCAAAAAAAACCUCAAACCUACCGAAUGUAGGAAAUUUAUUUCUGUCUUGAUUGAUAAUGAUAUUAUGAAUGAACCUUACGGUAAUGAUAUAAUAAACGCUCUACAAGCGGUAGAUGUUAAAUACAAAACCGAAUCUCAAAUUUUCCCACGUACGAUAACUUGGAGUCGCCAAACGCAGUCACAUUUAAUGAACGAUGACGGCAAGCUGAUUUCAUCGUCAACCGAAGAAGACACAAAUUAUAUUAUAACAAUAAUGAACUGUAGGGAAUUUUUAGACCAUGUGAAUAACGAAACCUUAUGUGCACAUAUUCAGUCUAUAAAAUCGGUUCUUGUAAAUAAAAAAAUUACAUUGGCAAUAUACGACCUACAAAGCUACAACCGAUACCAAAAAAACAAAAAAUAUAACGAAAUGCGAACCCAACUAACACAAGAAACAGAAAGAUCGACCUCCAAUAACCAUUUAUUCAGAGAUUUUCCCAACGUUAGCAAAGGCCAGAUAGAGCUGGCUUUGACUGAGCUUGAGUUGCUAUGUUCGUGCUCUCACCGUAUGGUUGAUUCUGGCCCAGAAUUGGGCCAAAUGGUGGCCCAGUUUACUAAAUCUGUUGCUGAAAUCCCGUACAAACAACAGAGACAUAAGUACCAAACCGAGUGGUUUGUAGCUGGUGAUAAUCGAGACUGUGUCAAUGUCGAUAAGGACGGAAACGGGCUGGGAAGACUGUGGAAGCAAACUUUGACCACAUUCCCACUUGCUAGUUUAGAAACAGCGGAGGCAAUCUCAUUAAAAUAUCCAAACGUUUCUGCACUAAUGAAAGCUUAUGAUGAGUGUCGGUCCAAAACCGAAGCCGAAUUAUUGCUUCAAGAUAUUCCGAUUCGGAGAGCUGCAGGUCCUUUAUCAUCGGCCCGAAAAAUCGGACCCGAACUUAGUAGGAAAGUCUUCAACUUUUUUACUUCAAAGGAUGGGGAAGGGUUAUUGUAAUAAUACAAGUUAACGUGUAACAAAUAUAUUUGGUUAAAUAAC